AUGUAUUUAAUACAAUGGAAAGGCUACACAAAAGCCACUUGGGAACCAGUUGAAAAUCUUGAUGGAUGUAAAGAAGCAUUAAAAAGAUUUCAUAAACUUGCUAAAGAUACAGAUAUUGAUUUUUCAUCCAAAAUUGGCAAAGGAAGGAAACAAAGACCGAGAUCUGAUGAAUUGCAAAAUCGAUUAAAGACUUGUUAUGCAGAUGGUAGAAGAACAGAUUUAGAUUUGUAUCAAAAAAUUUGGAUAAAAAGAAAUUAUCCUGGGAAAAAUGAACGUACAGAACCAAGGAUUGAAACCGUUACAAAAUUAGAAAGUUUAAUGGAUAAUAGUAAAGUAUCUAAUGAAAACAAAAUAAUAAUAAAGGGAACAAUUGAACAUUUAGAUGGGCUUUUAUUAUUAUCAUCCAUAAAAAAUCAAAAUGAUAAAACCAAAGGUAAGAAAGCAGCUAAAGUUGUAGCUAAUAAUAUUACAAAAGUAGUAGCAGUAGAAAAAGAUCAAGUUGAUAAGAAAGUAGAUGAAUUAGAAAUAUCAACAACGAAUGAUUUAACGGCCAAUAAUGGUCCGGCAACUGAUGUUGCUACAAGUAGUGAUCAAAUUAAUGGAUCAGUAGAGAUAAUUAAUAGUGAUGAAGAUUCAGAUGAUGACAAAGAUCGUGACAAAAAUGGCCAAGCAACUGUUCACCCUGAAUUGUAUGAAAAUUUUGGUAAAAUAUUCGAAUCAACCAAACACUAUGCGUAUAAAAUCAUGAGUUUGUACAAGAAAGAAAUAGAAGAACAUAUAAUUAAAGAGUAUGAGCCUAAUUUGAUUUGGUUAGAUGAACAUAAAGGUGAUAGUUUAUUAUAUUAUAAGAUUAAAUUAACUAUCACCUGGAAAUUAAAUUCUGAAAAUAUUUUAGCAAAUAGUUUUAAAAAAGUAGAAGAAAUAACAAUAAUAUAG
Entrophospora sp. SA101 is the source of this 936-nucleotide messenger RNA. NCBI's taxonomy places the organism in Eukaryota, Fungi, Glomeromycota, Glomeromycetes, Entrophosporales, Entrophosporaceae. The record is from the annotation of a GenBank genome assembly.